GUUUGAUUCUUCCCGCGGUGGCUGAGGCGAACCUGGCUGCGACUGCGCGGGGCAUGGUCCCCGGGUCCGAGGGCCCGGCCCGCGCCGGGGGUCUCGUGGCUGACGUGGUGUUUGUAAUCGAGGGCACCGCCAACUUGGGACCUUACUUCGAGGGGCUCUGCAAACACUACUUGCUCCCGGCUAUCGAGUACUUUAACGGUGGUCCUCCUGCUGAGACGGACUUCGGGGGAGACUAUGGCGGCACCCAGUACAGCCUUGUGGUGUUCAACACCGUGGACUGCGCCCCGGAGUCCUAUGUCCAGUGUCACGCCCCCACCAGCAGCGCCUAUGAGUUUGUUACCUGGCUGGAUGGCAUCAAGUUCAUGGGCGGAGGCGGCGAGAGCUGCAGCCUCAUCGCAGAAGGCCUCAGCACAGCCCUGCAGCUCUUCGAUGACUUUAAGAAGAUGCGGGAGCAGAUCGGCCAGACGCACCGCGUCUGCCUCCUCAUCUGUAACUCACCGCCUUACUUGCUACCUGCUGUCGAGAGCACCACGUACUCUGGGUGCACCACGGAGAGUCUGGUGCAGAAGAUUGGGGAGCGGGGCAUCCACUUCUCUGUCGUGUCUCCCCGGAAGCUGCCUGCCUUGCGGCUUCUGUUUGAGAAGGCGGCUCCCCCGGCCAUGUUGGAACCACUGCAGCCACCUGCCGACGUGAGCCAGGACCCCAGGCACAUGGUGCUGGUGCGGGGACUCGUGCUGCCAGUGGGGGGCAGCUCAGCCCCAGGCCCUCUCCAACCCAAGCAGCCCGUGCCUCUGCCUCCGACCGCUCCUUCAGGCCCUCCACUGUCGGCAGCCCCCCAGCAGCCUCUGCCCCCGGUGCCCCAGCAGUACCAGGUCCCUGGGAAUCUGAGCGCAGCUCAAGUUGCUGCCCAGAAUGCCGUGGAGGCAGCAAAGAACCAGAAGGCAGGGCUGGGCCCACGCUUCUCCCCCAUCAAUCCACUCCAGCAGGCUGCCUCCGGAGUUGGUCCCCCCUUCAGCCAGACUGCUGCCCCUCAGCUGCCCCCUGGAGCCCCCGGGGCCCCCAAGCCACCUCCUGUGUCCCAGCCUAGCCUGGUCUCUACGGUGGCUGCUGGCCCGGGCCUGGCCUCCGCCGUGCAGCCUGGGGCUCCGUCCAUGGCGGGCUCAGUGGCUCCGGGUGGGGUGAGCGGCCCCUCCCCAGCCCAGCUCGGGGCCCCAGCCCUUGGAGGGCAGCAGUCAGUCUCCAACAAACUCCUGGCUUGGAGUGGGGUGCUUGAGUGGCAGGAGAAGCCCAAACCUGCUUCUGUUGAUGCCAACACCAAGCUGACGCGGUCCCUACCCUGCCAGGUCUACGUGAAUCACGGCGAGAACCUGAAGACAGAGCAGUGGCCCCAGAAGCUGAUCAUGCAGCUCAUCCCACAGCAGCUGCUGACCACCCUGGGCCCUUUGUUCCGGAACUCGAGGAUGGUCCAGUUCCAUUUCACCAACAAGGACCUGGAGUCGCUCAAAGGCCUCUAUCGCAUCAUGGGCAAUGGCUUUGCGGGCUGCGUGCACUUCCCCCACACUGCGCCCUGCGAGGUGCGCGUGCUCAUGCUGCUCUACUCAUCCAAGAAGAAGAUCUUCAUGGGCCUCAUCCCCUACGACCAGAGCGGCUUCGUCAACGGCAUCCGGCAGGUCAUCACCAACCACAAGCAAGUGCAGCAGCAGAAGCUGGAGCAGCAGCAGCGUGGGAUGGGGGCACAGCAGGCACCCCCUGGAUUGGGCCCCAUCUUGGAGGACCAGGCAAGGCCUUCACAGAAUCUGCUCCAGCUCCGCCCUCCACAGCCUCAGUCUCAGGGUACUGUGGGAGCUUCAGCAGCCACGGGGCAACCCCAGGCCCAAGGUGCUGCCCAGGCCCCUCCAGGUGCUCCCCAAGGCCCUCCUGGAACAGCCCCCGGCCCACCCCCGCCUGGACCCAUCCUUCGGCCCCAGAACCCCGGCGCCAACCCCCAGCUGCGGAGCCUUCUCCUCAACCCACCACCGCCCCAGACUGGGGUGCCACCUCCACAGGCUUCCCUGCACCACCUUCAGCCUCCGGGGGGCCCUACACUGUUGCCCCCACCCCACCAGGGCCUUGGCCAGCCCCAGCUCGGACCCCCACUCCUGCACCCACCGCCCACCCAAUCCUGGCCUGCUCAGCUUCCACCCAGGGCUCCACUGCCAGGUCAGAUGCUGCUGAGCGGGGGUCCCCGGGGCCCAGUCCCCCAGCCGGGCCUGCAGACCAGUGUCAUGGAGGACGACAUCCUCAUGGACCUCAUCUGAACCCAGUAAAGCCCCCAAUAAAAGUCCUUGCAGCGCA
Messenger RNA from Erinaceus europaeus (western European hedgehog), 2334 nucleotides. RefSeq names its product mediator complex subunit 25 (gene MED25). Gene Ontology annotation, biological process: positive regulation of transcription by RNA polymerase II. Lineage: Eukaryota; Metazoa; Chordata; Mammalia; Eulipotyphla; Erinaceidae. The record is from RefSeq and is a predicted model, not a curated record. Gene Ontology annotation, cellular component: transcription regulator complex; mediator complex. The transcript is spliced from 18 exons. The coding region runs from base 54 to 2297 and encodes 747 amino acids.